Molecule: messenger RNA, 6102 nt
Organism: Cuculus canorus (common cuckoo)
Lineage: Eukaryota; Metazoa; Chordata; Aves; Cuculiformes; Cuculidae
Gene: CNR1
Product: cannabinoid receptor 1
Exons: 2
Coding region: 683-2104 (473 amino acids)
Biological process (GO): G protein-coupled receptor signaling pathway
Cellular component (GO): membrane
Molecular function (GO): cannabinoid receptor activity
Source: RefSeq, a predicted model, not a curated record
CAGAAAUAAACUGUAAUAACAGAAUACCACAGCCACCUUUACAUGUUUAUAGAACUACUUGAUUGAUCUAGUGGUUUUGGGGUAGUUUUCAAAUGAAUAGUGCAUUCUUCACAUCUUGUUUUUAACUGAUAUUCUAAUGCCAAGUUUAAAGUUGUCAGACUUUACCCAAAGGAGAUUUGUGGGUUGACAGCAGACUCAUCUUUGCAACAUGUAACAUCUGCAAAUUUUAUAAGGAACAGCUGUAAAAUAACUUCUAGAAUAAAAGUGCCUCACCUAUUAGAUUAUUGCUUUUCAUUUUUAAUAUGUGCUUCAGUGACAUCUCCCUCCCUCACUUCCCACACCCUCAAAAUUAAAUUCCUUAAUAUUGUCUGUCUGUCUAAUAAAUGUGUUGUUAUUUGCUGAGCAAACAAUGCCUGCAAAAGCUGACACAGCCUGUCUGUGUUGUGUGUUAGACUGGCCCGGUAAGAGUUUUGUAUCCUUGUUUGCAGCACCAGAGUUGCAGUAUCUUCUGGAGGUCUAGAUUCAUAUAUUCCGUUUUACCACUCAAUGUCCAGGCCUGCUGAAUUGAAUGCGAAACUUUAAAGAACUAUGGGAAAAGUGCUGAGUGUACAGGUGCUAUGCGGUUUCCUCCGAUGCAUUUCUCGCUCCUCCAAGUCUCUCUGAAAGCAACAAGACUGGGGUUAUGAAGUCAAUCCUAGAUGGCCUCGCAGAUACAACUUUCCGAACAAUCACAACAGAUCUCCUUUACGUGGGCUCCAACGAUAUCCAGUACGAAGACAUGAAAGGCGACAUGGCAUCUAAGCUGGGUUACUACCCACAGAAGUUCCCUCUCUCUUCCUUCAGGGGUGAUCCUUUCCAAGAAAAAAUGACUGCAGGAGAUGAUCCCCUUCUGAGCAUUAUUCCCUCAGAUCAAGUCAACAUCACAGAAUUUUACAACAAGUCCCUAUCCACGUUUAAGGAUAACGAGGAGAACAUACAAUGUGGGGAGAACUUCAUGGAUAUGGAGUGCUUUAUGAUCCUGAACCCUAGCCAGCAGCUGGCUAUUGCCGUGCUGUCACUCACCCUGGGCACCUUCACGGUCCUAGAGAACCUCCUUGUCCUGUGUGUCAUCCUCCACUCUCGAAGCCUCCGGUGUAGACCCUCCUACCAUUUCAUUGGCAGCCUGGCUGUGGCUGACCUGCUGGGCAGCGUGAUUUUUGUCUACAGUUUUGUGGAUUUCCAUGUUUUCCACCGGAAGGACAGCCCUAAUGUCUUCUUGUUCAAACUGGGUGGAGUUACAGCCUCCUUCACUGCCUCUGUAGGUAGCCUUUUCCUCACGGCAAUAGACAGGUACAUAUCUAUACACAGGCCACUAGCUUACAAAAGGAUUGUUACCCGACCAAAGGCUGUCGUAGCGUUUUGUGUGAUGUGGACCAUUGCUAUUGUAAUAGCCGUUCUUCCUCUGCUCGGCUGGAACUGCAAAAAGCUCAAUUCCGUUUGUUCGGACAUAUUCCCUCUCAUCGAUGAGACAUACCUGAUGUUCUGGAUCGGGGUCACCAGCAUCCUCUUGCUCUUCAUUGUGUAUGCCUACAUGUACAUACUGUGGAAGGCUCACAGCCAUGCUGUUCGCAUGAUUCAGCGGGGUACGCAGAAAAGCAUAAUCAUUCAGUCUACGGAGGAUGGUAAGGUGCAGAUCACUAGACCUGAUCAAACCCGUAUGGACAUCAGGUUAGCCAAAACUUUGGUCCUUAUCCUAGUCGUUUUAAUCAUAUGCUGGGGCCCUCUCCUCGCCAUCAUGGUGUACGAUGUCUUUGGGAAAAUGAACAAGCUCAUCAAGACUGUCUUUGCCUUCUGUAGCAUGCUCUGUUUGCUGAAUUCAACAGUGAAUCCCAUCAUCUACGCUCUGAGGAGCAAGGACUUGCGACACGCCUUCCGCAGCAUGUUCCCAACCUGCGAAGGAACCGCACAGCCCCUCGAUAACAGCAUGGAGUCUGACUGCCAGCACAAACACGCCAACAAUGCGGGGAAUGUGCACAGGGCUGCUGAGAGCUGCAUUAAGAGCACAGUUAAGAUUGCCAAAGUUACCAUGUCUGUCUCCACAGACACGACUGCUGAAGCAUUGUAAGUCAGAGACUUCUCAGCAUUGUUGUGAGAAAAGGAGUUAAUUAAAAAAAAAUAAAUCAACAACAGAGAAAACCAAACCUGUGGCUUAAUGUGUUUGUACCUUCCUGUGAUAUUUUUUUGGUCCAUCAUUGUAUGCUGAGCAAUGAUUGUGUUACAAGCAUUGACAUCAGCCUGUUCUUCAGGUUUUACAAUUAGGAGUUCAAGCUAAAUUUUCAAAAGUUUUUUUCUCAAAAAGUGUUUACUGAAUAAUAGUAAGUUUCCUGAAAGAGCACAGAGAAAAUAUCAGAUUAACAAUGGUUCCUUUUGGGGUUGUGAAGUAAAAUUGUGAAACCUAAUUGAAAACUAAUGCAUCCUAAACCAAUAGCAUCAAAUAAGAAAUAAAAGUCUUGUAAUCAUGCUGUUCAUUUCAAUGUGAAAUGUAUUUCAUGUCUGUAAGUAAUAGGAGUUUUUGAUUUUUCCACAAGCGGCAGUGCUGAGUUUUAGGGGUUUUGUAAAAUGUGUCGUGUCCCGUGAAUUGUAUGCUGUUUAUUAUGUGUUAUUGAUAUUUGUCUGAUUAAACAAAGUGAUAAGGUAGACUUCUGUGGAAAUAAUGUGAAAUGUGAUAUGUAAAUCCCAUUGAAAACACUUACUGUAUUUGAAGAAUUCCUAUGAGCUAUUUUGGAAAUUUUACACUUUUAGUGGUCUUCUGUGGACUUAGAGGAGAGGCUUUGUGUUCUUCUACUAAAUUUGUUUCCCCACUACCUUUUACUUCCACAUGCAUAUGAGAGUAACGCAACAGAGGAAUAGAGGAGGAAUGUAAGAGAAGAAUGCACUGGUUCAGACUUUUAAAUACGACUGUGUUUAUACAGAAGGACAUUUAUGGUUGUACCGAUUAUUGCCCUGCUCUUGGGUGUUGAGUGAAUAUGAACACUGAAAGGCGAGAGUCCUGGAUAUUGGCUACUUUAAUGGGCAACCAGUUUUAAGUCACGUGCUGGUGCUGCACCGCUGAAGACAGCAUGUGUCAGACUCAAUGUGUGAUGUUAUCUCUGUGCAGUCGAUGUAUACUUGAAGUAUGUCUCAUUCCUAUAUCCCAGGUUUAAACAGAUUCAGAGCCUGAGAUGCCAAACUCCCAUCUUCACUAAAAGAGGAGGAAAUAUUGUCAGACUUGGACAUUUUCUUAUUGUGUGAGCGUGUAUAUAAAUAAAUAUAUAUGUGUGUGUACGUGUGUGCGUGUGCGUGUGUGUAAGUAUACUAAUCAGUGUGAGUCAUGGUAGCAUAACUAAGACAGGUCACUAUGACCAAAUGUAAACUGUAUUUCUUGUUGCACGCUUUGCACACAAAUUCUGUUUCUAAAAUUUAGUUCUUCCAACUGAUUCCUGGUGAAAGUACCGUAUUAACAACAUCCUGAUCAACUCCAAGAGGUGUGUCCAUGCGCUAGAGAAAGCAACCUUUCACUUGUACUUGAGAAUAAGGGGAAACGAGGUGAAGCGUGGUGUGAGCUUGCAGUGACAACUGCAAUGGCUAUCAAGAGUGUUCCUGAAAUCUGAGAAAUCCAGAAAUAAAUGAUAAUCUGUUUUAAGGCCAUCAAUAUUUGCAUCUGAUUGCUUGAAGUGAGGUGAGUCUCACUGUGAAAUCAGGAUACAGAUGACAAAGUUUGACACCAUCAGCUUUAGGGAAGGAGAAGUUAUUGAGGGAAAAUGGCACCUCUGUUCCCUGGUGGUAUUGUUUCUGCACCCUGGGAGCAAGCAAAGAGCAUGUUACCAGAUAGUCUUUGAGGCAUGGAUAUUCUGUAAUUCCACUCUGAAUCAGAAGGUAUGGGGUCCUCUGCUGCCUUCCUUUUUGGACCAUUUCCUCACCCUUCUCCUGUCUGAUUUCUGCUAAAAUAGCUGCAAAGAUGGCUUAGCUCAUUAGCUGCCUGAAGCUAAAUACAUGUUGCCCGUCUUCAGGGUUAUGUAGGGAAAGAGCAGGGCGGCAGCCCUGGAAUCUCUGGCCACCAUGGUGUCCCCAUGGUGUUUUUAAUACUGCGGUGCAGACCUAGCAGCUGGUAGCGCAAAUGGCCCAGCAAAUUUCAGCCAGUGGCUCUGCAGAGGCAUGACUCCAAGUUCAGGUUUGGUGAGGGGCUGAGUAAAGGUCUCAUCAGGUGAAGUGAUGAGCAGCAGGUGGAAGACACAGGAGUACUUUCCUCCCACCCCUCUCCUCUGCAGCCUAGCUGGGUGUUAAGACUGGGCACCAUGCUCUUGAGGGGGCUGCAGUGGUCAGAUGGUCAGAUGGAACCAGCAGAUCGCAUAGCAUUCCCAGAGGAUUUGCAAAUCCUCCUCCUGAAAGGUCUUUCUCAUAUCUAGGCCUAGUCCAUCCUAAAGCAGUCCUCUUGGAGGAGGAGGGGGAAAGGCCAUUUGAAAUGUAAAGGUAUUUUAAGAGCCAUUUUUUAAACUCUUCUUGUGAAUUAAAUGCAAACUUUGUGGACUUUCUUUGUGCUUUCAAGUUCUAAAUUUUACAUGAUAAAUCAUGGGACAAUGGGGCUGUCUUGGCACUUAACUUGGUGCUUACUGAUAUAAUAAGAAAUAGCAUUCUGUGAAAUGUUACCGUCUAUCAUCAGUAUCUUCAUUUGCAUAAUGAGUUUUUCUAAAGCUCUAGGAACUGUGUCGGUUCACUUAGAACCAUUUAUUAAAGAGGUGGCAACAAUUUCCCUACAUCUUGCACGCAAAGCAAAACUACGGUCAUUAGAAAAAUCUGCUGCCAUUCCAGGAUAAUCUGUACUUAAACUUUAGCUUUAGGUAUACCUAAUUUGCAGUUGCCUACCUUCACUUAGUGAUAGCACAGCUAAACAAUACUGUGUUCCAUGGCCAUCCACACUAUCAUCAUCAACCAACCAUCAAUACUUGCUGUUACAUAUACACACCAACUCCGAAUGUCAUGUAUCUACUGAGACCAUCUAUGUCACACGUGUGCAGAGUUAGUCUCAACAGUCUAAUUGUAUAUUUGUAUAAUAUAAUCUCGAUGCUGUGCAAUCACUAUCCACAUCUUCUUGCACUGGCCUUUCAAUGAAAAUUUUAGUGUGUCUGUUGUGAGAUAGACAGCGCAUUUUACCUGCUGUUAUUGGGCUGAAUGUAUGUAAAUAAGUGAAAAAAAUUUAAAAAAGUCAUCUGUACAAGCAGUGGCCUAAAAAGUCUGUAAUUGUAGACUAGGACAAUUGUUGAAGUUGCCGUGACAUCUCAAAUACUACCUUUGAAUAAACUGUUUACAGGGUCUCUUGGAAUGCUCUUUCAUAGUGAUAGGAAAAUCUUUCCUUGUGAUAAUAUGAGGUAAAGAAAAUGGAUUACCUGAGCUUUUUAUUUCCAGUGUUUCAAAGUGGAGAACAUAACUCUUUAUUGUCUGUAAAUCUAACAUUAUUACUUCCUCUUAGAAGAAUAUUGUAUCAUUAGAUGUUCGUUUGAGCUGGUAACAUCCUUGCAACUGCUGCAAUAUUUUUCAUUAGCAACCUGUAUAAUAGUUUGUACACAAGUACUGUUCAGAUUGUCAUGAAAAGUAGCUUUGACCAUUGACCUACCAGUAGCAGAAUAGUAUUUCUGUAAGAUUCCCAGUGUAUUCCUACCACAUCAUAUUUUAUUUCUAUAAUGUAAUUAAACUGUUAUUUAUUCAAGGAGAAAAAGUAUUCCUCUACUUUUUUUGUUUUCCAAAUUUUGAGAUAACUGAGGAAGACACGUGAUGCUGCUGCCUCAUCCCACAAUCUGGUGCUCUACGUUUUGUUUAUAAGUUUGUCUGUCAGAUUUUGAAACAACUGCUUAAACAACUUGACAACAGGUUGUCAAGCUUUGUGGGUUUUAAUUGUACGUUGAUGCGUUUGAAGGAGGAGGUAGAUUAUAUAUUUUAUAUUUGUGUAUUCAGUACUAUGGAGAUGAGAGAAAUUAUACAGUUAAAACUGAAUCUCCUGUUUCAUUAUGUAGGCUAUUUCCCCUUUCCUCUGUAUUAGCGAAAAUGCAAUAAAUCACUUUUGCCUUCCUCAGAUGCAUAUGUUUCCAC